GCCAAAGCCACUUAUAUGCAUAGCAUUAUGGGCUGGCUUAAAAUUAACUUAAGAUUAACUAAGCAAUGAUGUAAUCAGUGAUAAAACAUUAUUGUAAACAGAUAACUAUAAAGCACAAGCAAGUGAAGGAUGCCUUUCCCUGCAGCAGGAGGCGCCAGAGUACCUUUGAGGACGGCCAAAUGUAUAAGAUUUGCCAGGCAUGGAUGUGCAAACAGACCGUUUUACCACAUUGUUGUUAUGGAUAAAAAGAGUCCUAGACAGGGUCAUGUGAUUGAGCAGCUUGGGACUUGGGACCCUCUGGUCAAUGCUCAUGGGGAGAAGUUAUGUUCCAUUAACCUAGAGCGAACAACUUACUGGAUCAGUAAAGGAGCUCUUAUAUCUGAGGGCUGUUCAAUGCUUCUAGGUCUAGCAGGAUUACUGCCAAUCCACCCUCGAGUGUAUUUGUUAGCCUGGCGUAAUCGAAGAGCAGCAGCAGCUCAGAAAGUGCAAGAGAAAGAGGAUGCAGCACAAGUUGAAAACUAACAAAGAGGAGGUUGUACAGUCGACAAGCUGAAGAAAAGACACUCUGGCAGACUGGAAACCUUUAAUGAGGUGUCUUGCACAGAGACCAAACUUUUUCAAGUUUAGAGAGAGUACAUGGUAAGCAUAAGUAUAUAUAGUCGGGAGAGCAAGGGCCAAGGAGUCAUUAGGUGCUAACUUGACUAUAUCAGGUCAGGUGAGUGGUGUGUGCUGAGGAACAUUCGAACCAGGGGUCCUGCCAACUGGAAACUUUCCUGGUUGUGGGCGAUGGUGUCUGUGGUAUAUACAGUGCUGAUUCAAGUCAUUUUCUUCUGUUCUUUGUCUUUAUGCACAAUCAUGCUUGGCCUGGGGCAAUUCCAUGUAGUGUGAAGCUGUGUUAGAAUGUAAAACACAGGCAUUGUUGAUGUUACUGCUGCAACAAGCAUAUUUGCGUUUGUAUGUUUUUUAAUAAUGCCGUUUCUCACCAUAAAGGGUAACAGAUUCCUAGCUAUCUUAUGCACAUGUACAGUACCUUAUUACAACCUCUGUAGGGGAUAGUGUAUAUGCCUGUAGUCUCCAUGGGGUUGGGAUUUACUUAGGCCUAGUCUCUGAUAGUGGUCAAGGUGACAGUGGCUGUGAUGCCGUGACAUUUUUAAAUAUCUUAGAAGCAUUCCUGGGUACAGUUGAACUAGGGAAGAUUGAAAAGCGGUCAUUGCUAGAAUCAACUCUCGAAGUGUUAUUUUAACUGUGCUUCUACAAUUCCACAUGAAAGUGGUAGGAAAAUGUACACUGCUGAUGAUCUCGGUGAUUUUGAGACACUUGUCUUCCAGGAAAUAGGAGAACCCUUAGAAAGACACUCAACAGAACACCUUUCUUGGUUCUAGUAGAGUUGAGACCAAAAAGGAAUGAAACAGUUUUGGUUGGUGGGUUUAUGAUGUGUACUAAAUUCAAGGGAGUGGCAAGUAGUGUUCUUGUGUACAAGGACAUUGAGGAUAAGUUUUGUUUUCCACUUCUAAAGUGAGCUGAAUUGAUGAGGAUGUCAUCAACAAACAUCAUCCAAGAUACUCCAGCAGGAAUAUCAUGGACUCGUCUCCUCGAGGAACUCCAUAUGGAAAUUCACGAGGACAGUGCUUAUUGGGGACCCUGUUCAUAACAGGAUGGGGAGCCUCCAUAUCUUUUACCACCCUGAGAUGAUCAAGUAUGUAUGGUCUUCUAGAACCCACAAGUCUGAGGUACUCUUCAUUCCCAUAACCUCAAGUAUAGCCAGGGCUCUGGCAAAAUCCCUUUCCAUUUUGCUUGGCACUAUCAGUAGUACACUCUGGCACUUUGGUGAUCAGACACACACUGGACAAGAAACUCGUUAAUCUUGAUGGAUCAGGCUAUUGCCAUCCUCCAUGACAAAGUUUUUGAUGUAUUCUGCUGGGUUUCUAAGGGCUCUCAGAAUCCUCAGCUUGGAGUUCUUGAAUAGCAAGCCCCUCACAACUACCUUAUUCUUAGGCAGUUUACAUUGUCCUACUAUCUUCUGGAUUGUAGAAGUAAAGCACGGAAAAUACUUAGCAUUCAGAGAGUCGGUCUGGGUUUUAAUCUUCCCUACUAUCAUAGGUUCUUUAAAUAAAGGCAGUUACAUAACUGCCACUGUCACUUCAGCUGUUGUCAAAGAUAUUACAAGGCCUAAGAGAGUUAGCGGCAGCCCCAAGGAGAGUGCACCAUCGUCAUCCCUCAUAGUAGUUAUAAUAAAGUAUACAUGUGGGUGACAGCUAGUGAUUAUAGUUGUAAGAAUAAGAUAAGUACUUCUGUUACACUAUGUGGAGUGGCUCAGGGUGAGCAUGGUUAUCUACGAAAAGGCAGAAAAAAAUGCCUUGAAUCAGCAUUCAUACCAGAAACCAUUUCCCAGAACUAGGUUAGUUUCCAGUCAAGGGACCUCUUGGCCUGCAUGUUCCUCAGCACACACCACUCACCUGACCUAAUAUAAUAAGAUUUGCACCUGACUCCUGUCAUCUGCUGUUCUGACUAUAUACAACUAUCCUUGCCCUGUACUCUUCAUAAACUUGAAACAGUUUGGUUUCACUAUGAAAUGUCUCAUUAAAGGUUUCCAUUCUGCCAGUGUUUUCUUAUCACCUUAAGAACUAAUGUUAAAUUUAUGUACAUAUAAAAUGAAUGAAGACUU
This is a messenger RNA of Cherax quadricarinatus, 2665 nucleotides long. It is a transcript of the gene mRpS16, whose product is annotated as mitochondrial ribosomal protein S16. Gene Ontology annotation, molecular function: structural constituent of ribosome. The record is from RefSeq and is a predicted model, not a curated record. Gene Ontology annotation, biological process: mitochondrial translation. Gene Ontology annotation, cellular component: ribosome; mitochondrial small ribosomal subunit. NCBI's taxonomy places the organism in Eukaryota, Metazoa, Arthropoda, Malacostraca, Decapoda, Parastacidae.